AUGAAUAGACCUCCAGCGUACAAUCCAUACUCCAACACCUACAAUCCAGGCUGGAGAGAUCAUCCGAACCUGCGUUAUGGAAACACACAGCAGGGUAAUGCUCAUCAACCAUUCGGAGCUAUGCAGCAGAUGCAACAACCUCGUUUCUAUGAGAAACAGCCGCCCCAAGCACCCACAAGCAACUCCAAUCCAUCUUUGGAAGACUUGGUGAAGUCUACGGCUACCAGUACCCUGCAAUUCCAGCAAGAGAUGAAGUCAACUGUCGACAAAUUACAAGGUCAGAUCAAUCAAGUGUCAGAGGAGGUGAGACAGCAACGUGAAAGAGGAAAGUGGCCUGCUCAACCUGAGCCAAAUCCAGCAAAUGUCAGCGCCAUCACUAUCUACAGUGAUAUGAUGAUUGAAUGUUCCUCCCGGCCUAAUCCAAAGAAUACGAGUGCUAUAACCCUUCGUAGCGGAAAGGAAUUGGAAGGUCCACCUCAUAUCUCAAAGGAACAAAAUGAGGAUCAGAUUAAGAUGGAGAUUGAAAAAGAAACUGAACUUCACGAAAAGGUUGAAGAAACCACAAAAGGCAAACAACAAAAAGAGAUGAUGGAAAUAUUCAAGAAGGUGGAACUUAAUAUCCUGCUCCUGGAAGCUAUCAACCAAAUCCCCAAGUACGCAAAGUUUUUGAAAGAACUGUGCACUAACAAAAGAAAAUUGCGAGGGGACGAGCAUAUUAUAGCGGGUGAGAACGUUUCUGCUGUUAUCAAAAGAAAUGUACCACCUAAAACAAGUGAUCCAUGUAUGGUUUCUAUCCUUUGUAAGAUUGGAAAAACUAAGAUAACUAAGGCUAUGCUAGAUCUAGGAGCUGCUAUUAAUGUCAUGCCUCGAUCAAUAUACGACUCUUUAAAUCUAGGGUCUCUAAAAGAAACAGGAAUUAUUAUUCAACUUGUUGAUCGAACCCAUGCUUAUCCCGAUGGUAUGAUAGAAGAUGUAUUAGUUCAAGUGAAUGAAUUAAUUUUUCCUGUUGAUUUUUAUAUUCUUGAUAUGCACGAUGCACAUUGUUUUAAUCCACCGCCUCUUUUGUUAGGAAGACCUUUUAUGUGCACUGCAGGAACAAAGAUAGAUGUUAAAAAAGGCAUACUCAGCUUGGAGUUUGAUGGAGAAGAAUUUCAUUUCAAUAUUUUUAAUCCCGUCAAAUGUCCUGUUGAAUCUGAAUCGUUAUAUGCAAUUAAUGUUAUUAAUUUUGUGGUGCAGGAAACUUGUGAAGUUGGUAAUGAGAAUAAACGAAGAACUGUGUUGACAAAACAGUUAGAGAAAAGACCAACUGGAGAGAGUAAGAAAGGAAAAAAGAUUGUCGAAAAGUGGAGAUGGAUUCCCAAAGGAUCACCAUUGCUGGCAGCGAAAAAAUGUCAUAAGGAGAAUCAAAAUUCUAAGCCAAAGAAAAAAUGUGUGGCCAAUAGACAUCGCUUCAAAUUAUACCACGAGGGACCCUCACUUGAUCCUAUAAAGUCGGCAUCCGUUGCCGAUUUCGAUGUUCAGAAUUGA
Messenger RNA from Andrographis paniculata, 1527 nucleotides. RefSeq lists its product as uncharacterized. The record is from RefSeq and is a predicted model, not a curated record. The transcript is spliced from 2 exons. The coding region runs from base 1 to 1527 and encodes 508 amino acids. Lineage: Eukaryota; Viridiplantae; Streptophyta; Magnoliopsida; Lamiales; Acanthaceae.